Cuscuta epithymum is the source of this 1838-nucleotide messenger RNA. The record is from the annotation of a GenBank genome assembly. Lineage: Eukaryota; Viridiplantae; Streptophyta; Magnoliopsida; Solanales; Convolvulaceae.
CUUCGUACGGCUUUUUGAAAAAGCAGCUUUUUUGAAAAUCUCCAAGCUAAGAUUCAUUACUGAAUGUUAGAGUAUCCCAUACUCUACGCAUGAUUAGUUGGACAUAUGCAGUAUACACGGCUCCAUUACACUUAUCUGCACAUACAUUGUACCUAGUUAAUAUUAUUCAUAUUUAUCCUCAUGUAUACGGUUAUUAGUUACCGAACUAUACGGAUCACAAUUGUUGUAACCUAUUGUAAGCAUGGCUAUUUAAAGCCAACGUGAAUACAGAUUUGACACGGUGAAUUUACACCAUCUAACUUGGUAUCAGAGCCCAAGCGAUCCCCUCUUCCUCCCAUCACCAUGUCUUCCCCUUCCAAAUCUCAUUUUCACCCAGCUCUUGCCGUCACUAAUAUCAAGAACCUUAUUCCAAUUACCCUAGAUAGUGAACACGCCCAGUACUCUACAUGGUCUGAGCUGUUCAAAAUCACAGCACGUGCAUAUCAGGUCAUUGAUCACAUCCUCCCACCCUCUGUUGAUACUCCAUCCGCAGCAUCAUCUUCAACCUCCGACUCCUCUGCUUCUGCCGACGACCCAGCACUGUGGACUCGCCUCGAUGCCAAUGUCCUUCAAUGGAUAUACGGGUCAAUCUCAAACGACUUGCUGCACACCAUCAUUCAACCAAACUCUACGGCUAAGGCGGCAUGGGACCGUCUUACGGACAUCUUCCUCGACAACAAACACACCCGGGCGAUCCACCUUGAAAACCAGUUCUCCAAUACUCGACUGGAUCAAUUCUCGUCCAUUGAUGCUUACUGUCGGACCCUGAAAACUCUCUCCGAUGAUCUGGCUAAUGUAGGUGCUCCGGUGGAUAACCGGCGUCUAGUGCUGCGCCUAGUCAACGGUCUCAACGGCCAAUUUGAAUCUGUGGCGUCAUUUAUUCAACAACAGGUUCCAUUACCGUCCUUUUUCACUGCCCGCUCCAUGCUCACUCUGGACGAAUCUCGCCGGGCCCAACAUGUUGAUACCCCCACCACUGCAUUAGUUGCGACUCCGGCGGCCCCGACUGCUUCCACAGUCACCCCAGCUCCGUCGUACAGUUCUCGCCCUCGGGGUGGUGGCCGCUCUGGCCGCACUCGAGGUGGCGGCGGCCGUGGACGUGGUCGCUCUUCCAAUGGUUCUUCCCCUAUACCGUCACCUCCUCAGCCUUGGUCACCUGGGUCUCCUCUUCCUUGGUUCCAGUCUCCUUGGAAUCCUUGGAUGUCCUGGCAGAUGCCUCCGUGCCCAUACCCUACGGCACCGGGUUUCUCUCCAGCACCUCGCAACCCAUCGGCCGGAAUCCUUGGACCUCGUCCACAACAUGCUCACAUGGCUACCCCAGAAUACUCUUUUGGCAGUACCUCUCUUCCUUCGGCCAUGCAGACUCUCACGUUAAAUCCACCGGAUGAUGGUUGGUAUAUGGAUACCGGCGCAACCACACACAUGACGUCGGAUGCAGGACCUUCGAACCCGAGCUCCUCUAAUGCGAUGUAACAGUCAAGGCGGCUUGUACCCUCUUUGUGUGUCUCCUGUCAAGUCUCCCACUCAUCAUGCAUACAGUGCAGUUGCUUCCGACGUGUGGCACAACCGUUUGGGGCACCCUGGAUCUCAUAUUUUUCAGUCUCUUAGAACAAAUAAAUUACUCUCAUGUAAUAAUACCUCUAGUCACAAUUUAUGUCAUUCUUGUCAGUUAGGCAAACAAAUAAAGUUACCAUUUAGUUCUUCUUUGUCGUACACCACGGCUCCUUUUGACAUCAUACACAGUGACGUCUGGACUUCCCCUAUCGUAAGUUCCACAGGUCACCGAUAUUAUGUAUUGU